Brassica oleracea var. oleracea is the source of this 516-nucleotide messenger RNA. RefSeq names its product glutathione S-transferase T3-like. The transcript has a single exon. Lineage: Eukaryota; Viridiplantae; Streptophyta; Magnoliopsida; Brassicales; Brassicaceae. The coding region runs from base 1 to 516 and encodes 171 amino acids. The record is from RefSeq and is a predicted model, not a curated record.
AUGGAUUCUUAUCCAUCUUCUGAAACUUCAAAGUUUGUUGACUUACUUAACAGUCAACAAACUGUUUCCUUUGGAAACUUUGAAGAAAGUGUUGAACUAUCUUCCUCUCAAGUUCCCUUUCUAGGCAGUAUAGGAACCCAAGAUUCAAACUUUGAUGGAGUCACGGGGGCAGAGCGUAGAGAACGGCGUAAAUGGACACCAACUGAUGAUAUUGUCCUGAUCAGCUCGUGGUUAAACACGAGCAAAGAUCCUGUGGUUGGCAACGAGCAAAAAUCUGGAACUUUUUGGAACAGAGUUGCUGCAUAUUUUGCGGCAAGUCCUCUAGUUGCUGCCUGCGAAGAAAGAGAAGGAGCCCAUUGCAAGCAUCGCUGGCACCGGAUCAAUGACAUCGUGUCCAAAUUCUGUGGUGCGUAUGAAGCUGCUACAAGAGAGAAAGCUAGCGGCCAGAAUGAGAAUGACGUUGUCAAACUUGCUCAUCAAUUUUCUACAACAACCACAAGAAAAAAUUCAAUCUAG